This is a messenger RNA of Stomoxys calcitrans (stable fly), 879 nucleotides long. RefSeq lists its product as uncharacterized. The record is from RefSeq and is a predicted model, not a curated record. The coding region runs from base 1 to 879 and encodes 292 amino acids. The transcript is spliced from 3 exons. NCBI's taxonomy places the organism in Eukaryota, Metazoa, Arthropoda, Insecta, Diptera, Muscidae.
AUGAUUUAUCAGCGGCUCUUCUUGGGGCUGCUGCUGCUAUGCGCAGUACUUGCUCUAAAUCCUGCAAGCGCCAAAGGGGCGAAUUCUCGCUACAAGUUAUAUGGAAAUAGACGCAGCGUAGGACGCUACGGGAACGAUGUGGCCGAGGGUCGCCAAAAUAUGGACAUGUUUUGGUCGAAAUUGGGCAAGACGACAACCACAACUACGACAGCAGCACCAACUACUACCACUAUAACAACUCCACCUCUAGAAGACGAUGAUAAUGAAAAUUUCCUUAUGCAUGCACCUAUGCGCGAACAUGAAUUCACACACCAUAAUGAGGGUCAGCAGAGCGACGAUGAGGAGGAUGAUGACGAUAACGAAGUCAGUGCGACAGCCUCUAGCAUGAGCGAAGAUGGUGAUAACGAAGAUGAUGACAAUGAUUCGGAGGAACGUCAAUUGAGAGGUCCCGCAGGUAUAGGUCGAGCUGCCAAUUCCCGUCGACGUCGUGGUCAGCGUCGUCGUGGUAAGGGUGGAAAACGCCGCCGCCGUAUGGGCAUUAAAAAACGUUUAUCGAAGCGACGUGGUCUAAAAAGGAGUAGUAAACGCCGCCAGAUGACUAAGGCUCAAAUGCGUCGCCGUCGAGAGAAGAUGCGAGCGUACAGGAAACGCCUUCGUCAAAAUCAAGCUUUCAGACGCAACAAAAGCGCAUUUCGUCGACAAAAUUACCGGCGCAAAGGUCAAAAUCGAGUGAGUCGCAAAUCGGCCAAGCAGAUCAUGCGACGCCGUCGUCAGAAAAGAUUACGCCGCAAGCGCAGUAAAUUAAACAAUAGACGCCGUCUGCGAAAGUUCAAAAGGCGAUCCCGUGGCCGUAAACGCGUUGUUCGUGUAAAUGCCUGA